GCUGCCAGCGUCGACGCCGCUCGAUUUUCUGCCGCUGCUCGUUGCGGUGGUUGUUAUUUUUUUGGUUUCCGUUUUUAUUCGCCGUUUAAACUUGGUCGUGAGAGGGUAGCCUCCUCAAAUCCGCCCUGCCCGCGAUCGUGCCCUGUCGUGUCGUGUCUUAGUGCAAAAAGUGCAAAGUGAAGACGGAACACUGGCCGCCAACAUAAAUCUGCAGAUUCUCCAGCACAUCUUGAUGGCUCCCGUGAGCGCUAUCUCUGGCCGAUCGCCCAGCGCCACCAACUCGUUGCAGGACCUGAGCGCAGCCGCAGCUGCUAUUGCCCUGGACAUGACGCCCAAGGUGGACCUGAUGCCCCUGUCCUCCUCCACGGCUGUGGCGCCCACGCAGAAGAUCAAGAAAUUGGUACGUCGAAAUGCUUCCGACAAGCUAAAGCUCAUUCAAAUGGUGCACGACAAUCCCAUCUUGUGGGACUCGCGUCUGCCCAACUUCAAGGGCGCCGAGGAGGAGAAGAACCGCGCCUGGGAGCACAUCGGACGUGAGUUCAAUGCUCCGGGUCGCCGAGUGGCGCGCGCAUUCAAAUCUCUGCGAGAAUCCUAUCGUCGGGAGUUGGCCCACGUCAAGAUGAUGGGCAACGGCUUCAAGCCCAAGUGGAGCCUGUACGAGGCCAUGGAUUUUCUGCGAGAUGUCAUCAGAGAGAGAAAAGGCGCUUCUCAUGCCACAGAUCUCAGCCUGAGCGCCUAUGCGGCUCAUCUGCACAACAACAAUAACAGCCACAAUAACAACAACCACAACAGCCUGCUGGGCGGCGGAGCUGGUGGCAAAGCAGGCGCCGGAAUGAAGUUAUCCUCAAGCUUCAACGACUCGGCCUCUGCACUGAAUCUGUCCAAGUGCUCGACUUUGAAUGCGAGCGGUGACGAUUACUAUUGCGAUUACUAUGUGAAGCCGGAGCUGGAUCUCUCGACGGGCGGCGGCGGCGUAGGCGGUGCAGGGAGCAGCAGCAGCGGCAGCUGUUCGGGUGGUGGCGGCGGGCCGCCCGCUCUGCCACAGCCUGCCCAUCAGCAUCAGGCGAAUAACGACAGUCGGGUGAGCUCCACCAGGAAUGAGCAUCAUCAUCUGCAGCAGAGCUACGACGACAUGGACGCGAGCUCGUUGCGGAGCGGCGACGAGGAUGCCGAUGCGGAUGCCGGCAAUGCCUCCGAUGGGGUGGAGGAACUGGAGGCCAUCGAUGCAGACUUUCCCUAUCCCCUCAUACUCGACUCGAACUCACCGGGCAGCACCAAUGCCGGCGUGGAUGAGGUGGCCUCCUCCCGUAAGCGUCGUCGCAAUGGCGAGCACGGGGACCUGGACGACGGCGAUGCAGACGGUGCUGAUGUCGGCGGUGUCAUCGAUGGCGAUGACUACGAAGAGCAGAUGCUGCAGCAGCAUCGCCAUUUGCGGCAGCAACAGAAUGCAGCUGUAGUCACCGGUGGACUGGAUCUGCCGCCACCACAAACGGUGCGCGAGGUUCUCAACUCAAAGUUCUGUGGCUUCAUCUCGGCCAAGCUGAACAGCAUGGAGGACUCCGAGGCGGAUAAUCUGAUGAAUCGCAUACUCCUGCUACUCGUGCAAAUGCAGCAAUGCGAAGGAGCUGUCAAGUAGAAUCUGAACUCAAGCUCAAGGUUGCGGGAUCUAGUUUUUAGUAGCAGAAGAAAAGCCUCACAUUAUGGAUUAAUGCAAUGCGGCCGCUCAAAGCAAAUAGAUUUUUCUUGCCAUAGACUUUGCUUCGAACCCCAAGCCGUAGGAAAAGUAAUGCCAAAACUGUGCCAUACCAAAAAA
Drosophila guanche is the source of this 1813-nucleotide messenger RNA. RefSeq lists its product as uncharacterized. The transcript has 3 exons. Gene Ontology annotation, cellular component: transcription regulator complex; nucleus. NCBI's taxonomy places the organism in Eukaryota, Metazoa, Arthropoda, Insecta, Diptera, Drosophilidae. Gene Ontology annotation, biological process: regulation of transcription by RNA polymerase II. The record is from RefSeq and is a predicted model, not a curated record. Bases 233 to 1636 code for a protein of 467 amino acids.